CUUUCCGGUAUAUCACCAUUCCUUGGUGAUAAUGAUACAGAAACAGUACGAAAUGUAAUCCUAGGAAAUUAUACUCUUGACUGCGAUGAAUUUGCCGGUGUUUCAAACGAAGCCAAGGAUUUCGUCUCCAAAUUGCUAGUUCUUGAGCCAAGUGGUCGUCUAACUGUUGACGAAGCGCUACAACAUCCAUGGUUAUCGAAGAAAUCCCUUGAAAAUGCUCCACUAACAUCAGCUUGUUUGCGAGAAUUUAAAUAUAGGCACAAAUGGCUGGUAGGUUUGGGAUUUCUAUUUUUGUCUUAUAAUUUUUAUUCUGAACAAGUGGGAAAAACUGACUUUUCCAAUAAAAAAAGGCGACUUGUGCGUCGUGUUUUUGUGAUUUUUCAUGAUUCUUCUGUUUUUUAA
Messenger RNA from Gongylonema pulchrum, 402 nucleotides. The record is from the annotation of a GenBank genome assembly. Lineage: Eukaryota; Metazoa; Nematoda; Chromadorea; Rhabditida; Gongylonematidae.